This is a messenger RNA of Polychytrium aggregatum, 2396 nucleotides long. RefSeq names its product WD40-repeat-containing domain protein. The record is from RefSeq and is a predicted model, not a curated record. NCBI's taxonomy places the organism in Eukaryota, Fungi, Chytridiomycota, Chytridiomycetes, Polychytriales. Gene Ontology annotation, molecular function: protein binding; transcription corepressor activity. The transcript has 7 exons. The coding region runs from base 238 to 2085 and encodes 615 amino acids. Gene Ontology annotation, cellular component: Set3 complex. Gene Ontology annotation, biological process: regulation of transcription by RNA polymerase II.
CGGUGGUCCUGCUUAUCCUGCUCGUCCAUCUCGGGUCUCCCGAUAGCAUCUCCAUCACGUCGUGUCGACUGGCCUCCCUCGCCUCGCUGCUCGGACCGUCAGUCUGCGCAGGAUCUGCAGCCGCCUUCCUCGCACGCCUCUCCCUGAUACAGCCCUUCACUCACGCAUCCACACCCUCUGCUCGAUCGGGGUUGUCUGUCUCACACGAUCAACCUCCCGGAUUCACGGCUGCCCAAGAUGCAUUCCAAUCUGCAGAUCACCAGCGACGAUGUCAACUAUCUCAUCUACAGAUACCUUCUGGAAUCAGGCUUUGUCCAUUCCCGAUUUGCCUUUGAGAUCGAGUCGGCCAUCCACAAGUCAGACAUCAAGGGAUCGGAGGUCAAGUCUGGUGCUCUGAUCGAGAUCCUCCAGAAGGGCAUGCGCUACUGUGAGGUCGAGGCCCACACCAACCUCGAUGGUACCGAGAAAAAGUGCAUGGCCCCCUUCAAUCUCCUGGGCGUGCACAAAUGUGACCUCGCCGCCGACGACCUGGAGGAGCGGGACGAGCGCUCUGCCAAGCGCCAGAAGAAGCUCCAGUCCGACGACAUCUCACAGUCGUCCAAGCGUGACCGCAAGGAGGAAAAGCGCAUCCAGAAGCUGGAAAAGGAGAGAAAGUCCAAGAAGGAGCCCAGCUCCGCCUCACAGCCCGAUUCGCACUCGCUGAAAUCCUCGCAGUCAGUCGAUCGCCUCCCGGAUAAAUCCGAUGUGGAUAUGCUUGAUGCCGCUGGCGGUCCGGAUCAGCCCGACUCGCCAAAACACAGGCCCGCAAACCCGGAGCCGUCGUCCAAAUCCGAAAACUCGGCUUCUCUCGACCGCGCCGCCGAUACUGCCGAUGAAACUGGCUCGGUAGGCGAAUCAACAUUCAAGACUGGCGCUGAUGCCGAUGCCUCGGAGACCGUCUCGAAGGCUGACGCUGGCGACACCGCCAUGAUCACCCUCGAUGAGAUCACCGUGCUCAAGGGCCACGCCUCUGAGGUGUUUGCGUGCUCCUGGAACCCUGUGGAGAAGCUGCUCGCUACGGGCUCCGGCGACUCGACAGCCCGAAUCUGGACCAUUCCCGAUUCACCCUCCAGCAUCAACACCUGCAUUACACUAUUGCACGAGACCACCGUAGCCAGCGCCGAUGGAUCUGACAACAAAGACGUGACCGCUCUCGAGUGGAAUCCGGCCGGGACACAUCUGGCCACGGGCACAUACGACGGUCUAACAAGAAUCUGGACCAAGGAAGGUGUACUCGUCCAUACGAUGCACCGACACAAUGGCCCGGUUUUUGCUCUCAAGUGGAACAAGUCCGGCGACUUGCUGCUGAGCGGCAGCGUCGACAAGACAGCAGUCAUCUCGGACGCCCGAACAGGCGAGCAGCGCCAGCAGUUCGAAUUUCACUCGGCACCCACCCUCGAUGUCGAUUGGAAAGACGAUACCACCUUUGCGACGUGCUCGAGUGAUCAGCAGAUCUUUGUAUGCCAGCUCGGCUCUCUUGAACCCCUGAAGCAGUUCAGUGGCCACUCGGGCGAGGUCAACGCCGUCAAGUGGGAUCCGAUGGGACAGCAUCUAGCCUCCUGCAGCGACGACUGCACAGCAAAGAUCUGGAGUCUUGACUCGGAUGUGGCCCUCGCGACACUGGAGGGGCACGACAAGGAAAUCUAUAGCAUCACAUGGUGUCCAGUUGUGACGGAAAAGCGGAAGCUCUUGGCCACGAGCUCAUUUGACGCAACAGCUCGUGUAUGGGAUGCCAUCUCAGGGACAUGCGUCUUCCUCCUGGAACGGCACGUUGAGGCCAUCUACUCAGUGUCGUUCAGCCCCGAUGGCGAAUAUCUCGCCAGCGGAUCAUUCGAUAACAACAUGAACAUCUGGUCGAUGAAGGAUGGCUCGCUUCUCAGAACCUUCACCGGCAACGGUGGAAUCUUUGAGGUCAACUGGAAUCCCCACGGCGACCAGCUGGCCGCAUGCUUCUCGAACAACAACGUCAUCAUCGCAUACCUGCCCGACUGCCGAGACAAAUCCAAAGACGCGCACAAGAAGAAAGCGAUCGGGAAUGCUGCGUGAGCUGCUCGAUUUCCGACUUGCCAUCGGCCCGCGAAACUCCCCAUGGGCCAGUCAGGUUGCUCAGGCUUGCUGGAACGGCAGAAUCGAGACCAACUUGCCUGGUCCGGUCUGGGAGCGCUUUCACUGCCUCCCCUCCCCACAACUCCAUGUACAUACACCUGGCCUUGCCACCGCUUGCCGCCGCUUGCGUCCAUCUGCGUCCAUCUGCGUCCAUCUGCAGAAUCUGCGAGGCUUUCCGGCAACCAUCACGCUCGCGUGCGCACGAGCAAUCCAUGCGAAUAUACAACGACCCUUUUCUGGGACAUACAGGA